Molecule: messenger RNA, 1017 nt
Organism: Orycteropus afer afer
Lineage: Eukaryota; Metazoa; Chordata; Mammalia; Tubulidentata; Orycteropodidae
Gene: JSRP1
Product: junctional sarcoplasmic reticulum protein 1
Exons: 6
Coding region: 1-1017 (338 amino acids)
Biological process (GO): skeletal muscle contraction; regulation of ryanodine-sensitive calcium-release channel activity
Cellular component (GO): sarcoplasmic reticulum
Source: RefSeq, a predicted model, not a curated record
AUGACAACCAGGGCCUUGGAGGAGCUGGAUGGAGGCCUGGGCAGCUGCCCAGCUGAGGAAGACCUCUCUCUGCUGGCUGACCCGUGCCCAGGCCAGGCCCAGGAGGACAAAGCUCAAGGGACGUCUAGGCUGGCCGACCUCAGCAGCUGGCCCCAUGACUCCCCCCCAGCAGCUGAGGGCCGUGUGGACACCAAGUCUAAGAAAAUGGAAAAGGAGCCUGCGGUCAAGGGGGCCCCAAGCCCCAAGGAGAAGCUGAAAGCCGGAGCAACGCCCCGCAGCGCCCCCGCGCGGAAGAAGUCGCAGGCGGCGCCACCCCCGAAGCAGCCGCCGCCCCCGCCGCCCCAGAUGGAGGAACUGCCCUGGGGAGACAUGUCACUCAACAAGUGCCUGGUGCUCGCCACGCUGGUGGCGCUACUGGGCUCAGCCUUCCAGCUGUGCCACGACACCGUGAUUGGCAAGGUGGCCGUCCCCGAGCCCGCCCGUGAGCCAUGGCUCCCUCCGAGCGGUGCCCUGAAAGCUCGCGAGACGCCCCCGCAGCCGCCAAAGCCCGAGGCCUGGACACCUCCCCCCGCGUCGCCUGCGCCCCAGAAAGAGGCCGAGGCGAGGUCAGAGUCUCCCCGGAGCGGGAAGGCCGCAGAAGAGGCCGAAGAGGAAGCCAGCGAAGCCACCGGGGAGACCCCCGGGAAGGCCCAGGUGGAUCAAGGACCCAAGGAGAAGCCGCCCGGGAAGGAGCGAAGGAAGGAGAGGCCGCGGAGCGAGAAGGAGGAGAGACCUCGGAAGGCGAGGCCGCAAAGGGAGAAGGAGCAGAGGCCGCGGAGGGAGAGGCCGCGGGCCGACAGGGAGGGGCGAGAAGCGCCGCCCAGGCGCCGAGAGUCUCGCGAAGGAGGCCAUCGGCCGAGGGCCCGGGACUCCCGGGACGCCGAGCACAGGGCCUCCAAAAAGAAGGGGCAGACUUUCUCGGAAGAGGAGGAGCGGCCCGGACGCCAGAAGCACCGCGCGGGCAAGGGGCGGGACUGA